UUUCCGCAGAAAGUGCAAGAUGAAAGCAGAAGGUGUAUGCUUUCUGUCGUAGAAAGCCAUGGGAAUUUUGAAAGUCUCCAGCAUCUUUGAAAAUUGCCAGUUUGUGGCCGAUUUUGCUGCGUCUUUGUCUCUAACGUUCAAAGGGAAGCAAGAGAUUCGACAAAAGAUCGUAGAGAAUGGGGGUACAUUGUCACAUGUGCUAUCGAAACAGACAAACUUUUUGGUGACUGGUGAUUCUGAACGAACUUUGUCAUCAUAUAAGGGAAGAACUGCAGUUAAACUUGGAAUUCCAGUGGUUCCAUUUGAUUUCAUCACUGAAUGCAUCAAGUCUGGAAAACUGGUUGAUCCGCAGCCUUUUGCUUUGUCAAAAACACUUGAAUCACAGAACUUUAGUUCAGGAAAGAUUGUUGCCAAGAGCCAAAGGAAAGACAAUGCAACCAAAGCUACAAAGAAACAAAAACCUCCAGAUCUCAAAAGAAUAAAGGUGUGGUCUUAUAAAGCAGUGGAUGGUCCAGAGUUUGAUGAGCCAAACUGUGAAAUUGUUAAAGAUGCCGUACUAGCGAAAACAAAUCCUGGUGAGGGUCCCCUUUCUCUUUUUUCUGUGGAGUUGCACUUCAUUCCUUCACAUGUACCUUGUAACAGCUCAAGAUACCGCCUAUUUACGCACCAAGGUACCUUGGGAGGAUUCAUCAUGGGAAAUGAUGAAGGAACAAAGGAAUGUAGGUAUUUCAACUCUUCUGAAGAGGCAUUUAGAGCUUUUAUUGCUCUAAUAGAUCAGCAGUAUUCAAAUGGAUACAAGAAAUUAUCAAAAUAUCCAUCACCUGGCAAAAUUGGCUCUGACAAAUUGAAACAGUUGGCAAAGGAUGAAUUGUUUUCACAGGAAGAUUCUACAAUCUCCCCUGAAGUUGCAAACCUCAUUAAUUACAUUUGGAAUGAGGCAGUAGGCAGUCUGGUGGAUAUUCUGGCCAUUCCUCUCAGUUCCAUUAAACUUGAGGAUGUAGAGAAAGCUGAAGCAAUUUUACUUUUAUUGAGAAAAUCAUUAGAUGGUGAUGAAGGGGUCAGCACUAUUCCACAGCUAUCUGAUGAGUUUUUCUCAGCUAUUCCUCAUAAGAACAGGGGAGAAAAUAUAACAUCUAAGCGCCUCAUUGCUCAAAAACAAGACUUGUGUCAACUCAUUAAAGACAUGGUUAGCAUUGGCGAGUCUACAAACUGGAAAACCAGACAAGAUGUGCAUUCAAAGUACAGGGCACUCAAGUCCUAUAUUGAAUGCCUUCACCACGACAGUGAUGAGUUCCAAAAAAUCCAGAAGCUUGUUAAAUCAAGUGAAACAAGCCCUCCAAAGAUUGAUGUUCUCAAUGUAUACUCUAUCCACCGGCCUGUGGAGGAAAGUGCCUUUUCUGGUCACAUUGGAAAUAACACUCUUCUUUUCCACGCAUCGAAGGUGGCAAACUUUGUGGGCAUACUUUCAAGAGGGCUUUUGAUGCCUAAAAUUGUCGUGGAUGACUUCGGUGGACAACGUUCAGACCCAGGAAUGUUAGGAAGCGGAAUAUACUUCGCCAAUUCUGCUAGCACCAGUGCCAAGUACUCCGCGCCUGGAAGCAAGGGAUCAAGGCUCAUGCUUGUGAAUGAGGUCGCCUUGGGAAAAGUCAAGGAGUUCAAGACGUUUGCCAUGGAUUUGACAUCGCCUCCACCAGGUUACAGCAGCUGUCAUGGAAUGAGAAGCACAGAUGAUGGGCCUUCUGACUUUAAGGACGACGAAUUUGCCAUCUACAACGGGAACCAGCAGAAAAUAAGAUAUCUUGUUGAGUUUGUGUUGCCUGGUGAUGUCGAAGUCUCUGAUCGAGAUGAUGUCUCGAUUGAUAGCGGGUUUUUCGAUGAUAGCUCGGAAACUGACACUGAAGACCACCAUGGCAGUGUGGACCUGACGGAUGUAAUGUCAGUUGUGGAUCCUCUGACUAGAGUCGAGGCAGGACUCAAGGGGACUGGAGACAAACCCUUCCCGUUGCAGUCAGUUCAUAUCAGAGCCAGGUUGUUAGAUCUGGCGGCUCAGGUGAUAGUUUUUCAACAGUACAACAAUAACAGCUCGACACCCAUAGAAGCUAAAUACGUUUUCCCUCUGGACGACAUGGCAGCAGUUUCUGGCUUUGAGGCGUUUAUCAAUGGUAAGCAUAUCGUUGGUGAAGUGAAGGAGAAGGAACAAGCGCACAAAGAAUAUAGAGAGGCCAUCAGCAAGGGGCAUGGGGCCUACCUUAUGGACGAGGAGACUCCGGAUGUGUUUACAGUCAGUGUUGGAAACCUUCCUCCCGGCGCGCAAGUGUUAAUCAAGAUAACUUACGUCACCGAACUAACAGUGGACGGCGAACAAAUCUGUUUCUCCCUCCCAGGCUCUGUGGCACCGUGGACACGUGACAAGGCUUUGGAAGAAGUAACUCAGACUGAUGUGGAAACGGUGCGGAUAGGCGACGUGGGACCCAGCGAUCCCGCUUUUGACUUUUCUGUGAAAGUGUCUGUGGAGAUGCCCUUUGAGAUUCGCUCACUUGACUCACCGACGCAUGCGAUGAAAACUAAGCGGACAGCUACCAAGGCAGUGAUAGCACUGGAGCCUGGGCAGUCUCUUGGGGAUGGUUUUCAACUGUUGAUUGGUUUAGCAGAGAUUCACGUACCCCGGAUGUGGGUGGAACGGCACAUUAGCGAUUCUGAUAGUCAGGCCUGUAUGCUCACAUUUUAUCCUGAGUUCGAGGCUGAAAGUCCUUCUGAAGUUGAAGUGAUAUUUUUGCUUGAUCUUUCCUGCUCAAUGAAGGGUUCAAACCUUAACGAUGCCAAAAAGUUACUGCUGAUGUGCCUCAGUCUAAUAAAGGAAGGUUGGAUUUUCAACAUACUCGUGUUUGGAAGCAAACACUCGGAGCUGUUUCUUUACAGCAUCCAAAAAAACAAAGACUCUUUUGAAGAAGCUAAAAAAUUUGUCGAGUCCUUAACCGCCGACAAAGGCAGCACAGAGUUGUGGCGAGUCCUUCAGAAGCUGUACAUGUUACCCACGCUAUCUACCGCUGACCACCCACGUAAUAUUUUCUUAAUCUCGGAUGGUCACGUGACAGAAGAGGAAACCACUCUUAGUUUGAUCCGCAGUCAUUGCCAAAGUGACAGGCUUUUCACCUUUGGUGUGGGUUCCACGGCCAAUCGUUACCUUCUACGAGCAAUGUCCAAAGUCGGAGCUGGUGCCUCAGAGCUCUUUGAUGAUAGUGCCAAAUCUAAAUGGGAAAGAAGGGUAAAGUCGCAGUUGUCCAAAGCUGAGCAACCAGGCCUGACAUCAGUGAGAGUCACCUGGCAGCAGCACGAUUCCGGAUCCAGUCCCCCAGUUCAAGCUCCUCACCAACUCCUGUCGCUGUUCAACGGCUCUAGACAAGUGGUUUAUGGAUUCGUUGAUAACUGCACACAGGCCACCUUGACCGCAGAGGUUAACGGCACGAUGGUUUCAACCAUGGUGUCUACCGCUGACCUAAACAUCACAACGGGCAAAAUUCUUCAUCAGCUGACCGCGCGUGCCGUCAUCAGAGACUGGGACGAAGGUAGCUUGCAUGAGCAGCGCUCUGGGCACGAGAUUGUGAAGAGAGAGAGGAAAGACUACAUCAUUUCCUUGAGCAUGAAGUUCUCCGUUGUAUCCAAGUUCACAAGUUUUGUUGCAGUUGAACACAGAGAAAAGGACGAGAAAUUCGACAAGGGACGGAGACCGAGUAUACUCGAGUUGGUCUCUUUGGAAGAUGUGGACAUAUUGGACUACAUAGCUUGGGAGCAACGACCUGUAGUGGAGAAAAAUCAGGAACUGGCAGUGAAAGUCCUGUCAAACCUGUCCACUUUGAAGGGGGAAGAGGAGAAGGCUCGUCAAAUGAGUUCCAAAAGCAGAGAUUCCUACUUGAGCGAUUCUACAGAAGGCAGUGACUCCUCCGGGGAUAGCGGCGAAAAUGACGAAUGUAUGGAUGAGGUAGAAGAGGAGGAGCCCGAAAUCACUGAAGUGGAGCAACAGGACAUCUUAUUGGGGGACGGCAAAGUGAAAAUGGUGAAUCUUACAGAAAUCAGUGAUGGUGACGAUGAAGUUACUUAUCGUGGCGACGUUUCGAUGGAGGGUGGGAUGGAAUCUCCCGACGUGUUGCGUGUGGAGAAUCAAUCAGCUCUCUACAGGCCUACUUCACCAGGUGACGCGGAUAAGGAAAAAAUACGCUGCAGGGCUUACGAGAGGCCAUCCCCGCCGUUCAUCUCGCCCUUCCCGCGUGUAGCCCGAAGAAGACAGUUUUCAGCUCCUAAACCAGAAGCUGCAGUAAAUGAGAGCAAGAAGACAGAAAAGAAACUGCAAGGAGAGCGAAGCGACGAUGCUUCUUUGGAUGUGAAAUUAGCCGCUUCGUCUGUCUUUAAGGCAGCUCUUCCUACCAAAAAAGCAGCACCCUUUACCUUUGGAGGAGGAAUAGCACAAAGGGCGGAGAUUUCUUCUGGAACAGAUUCCUUUGCAGAAGGAUUUUCUCUGCGUCGGCUAGACCAAAUAUUUGGUUAGCCGGUAAAAAAUGGGGGAUUGUUUGGCAAUACACAAGAAACCAGCCUAUUUUCCCAAUCACUGCCAACUACAGCCGAUCCAGUUACUCGUCCUUUUAGUCUUUAUCAGAAGAAAAAGAAAGCAAUCGAAGAAAUCCCAACAACCACUGAAGGAGAAGACGCCCCCCCAGUCGUUGAAGGACCCUCUGAUUUUGGUUGGCAGACUAUGGGGAUGUCUAAGUCAGCUCAGACAUCUGGUAGUUUUACGUUUGGCCAAUCUCAGCCGCGGCAGCGAAACCCCUUAAAUUAUCCACAAACUGGUGGAUUAUUUGGCAAUUCACAGCAAACCAAAAUGACCGACUCACCUAGCCCUCGGUUCAGAGUAAAGCAAGCAGAUCGUCCGACGAGAGAAGAAGUAUUGCGAGAGAUACCAGUAACUAGAGAAGGAGGUGCAGUACCAUUGAAUGACGAUUCAAUGGUAAAGCAGGACACAUGUCCAGUCCCAGGAGAUCUCCAUCAGCCUCUUCCUCCACCUCCUGCACCACCCGCUUCCCAUGCACCCUUGCGUCUCCCCUACGUGGGACGGACGGUAACACGCUCCGUUUUUGGAGAGGGAGUCCAACGUGAACAGUUGGAUUAUACACGGGAACGACGAGAAAAGCUGAAACGGAUAUUUAAUGCUCAAAAUUCGGAGGGUUUCUGGAAUGUAGAUGACUUGCCUAUCGUUGGUAUAAACACCCGAGCCUUUACUGAUUUGCUGGCAAGUGCUGGUGCCAGGUCUCUUGGUCUUAAAGUUUUUGAAAGUGUGAAAAGACUUCUGGCCACCUUCAUGAUGUUGGCCUUCAUCAAACUGAGGCUUUAUGUCGAGUUUCCACUCACGCUUCCUUUCGGACGACCUGAAUCUGAGUUAACUGUUUCUGGUUUGGGGAAAGAGUAUUCCAAAGACAUUACAAAAGCGCUCAAGUGGAUAAAGAUCCAGGAGAGAAAGAUUCCUCUUCUCUACUCUCGACUGGAAUUUGGAGUCAACUGGGAAGCCGCCACACAAACCAUGGCGCAGAAGAUGAAAAUUUAAAAGGGAAAAACAAAACUAAUAAGUGACAUUAAAAACCCAUUGUUGCAUUUUUAAGCUUCUCCGCACGGAUCCUCUUUAUGUUUGUAAACGGAUAACAUUUUGUUGUUGUUGUUGUUGUUGUUAUUGGCUGCUGCAAUUACUUUGGUUUUGGUUAGACGACAUCCAGUCACAUUGCGCUCUUGUGCAUUGAGUGGGAAACAUUCCAAUAGUAACAGGAGUCUACAUUAGAAACUGUAAAUGCAUCUCUAAGAUUUAACGAACUUGUCUUUCAAUUUGCCCAAGAUUGAUUGAUUUGGGCCAACAAUCUUAACUAGGAUAAAGAUGAAACCCCCUAAACAUAAUGAAGCUAUACUUUAGUUUGCGCAAGAUAUGCGAAAAGACUUUACGAUUUUCAACCUGAUUUUUUUUUUAACAGAUGAGGACAAAAUCGUGUGUGGUUCUAAAUGAAUAUUUCAAUUGGUGAAAUAUAAUUAAAACGGUUGCAUUAUCAAAUAAAUGAUAAUAAAGAUUU
This is a messenger RNA of Stylophora pistillata, 6104 nucleotides long. Its product is annotated as protein mono-ADP-ribosyltransferase PARP4. NCBI's taxonomy places the organism in Eukaryota, Metazoa, Cnidaria, Anthozoa, Scleractinia, Pocilloporidae. Gene Ontology annotation, molecular function: NAD+ poly-ADP-ribosyltransferase activity. The record is from RefSeq and is a predicted model, not a curated record. Gene Ontology annotation, cellular component: cytoplasm.